CACACACACACACACACACACACACACACUCACGCGCAGACUGCAGAGAAUAAUGUAGUGUAACUCGGGAUGCAUCAGCGUGUGGAGUGUGAAGCAGGUCCAGUGUGCAGAUUAAGACAGCGGAGAGUCUGAUUGAGAUUAAACGCUUCCAAAAGGACAAAGACACUAAAGGAGACGUCUACAGGAUUCAUCACACGCUCACAGCGGACAGAUGCCCAUUUUUAAGAUGUCUGAACCCAAGCAGGAUGAGCCACAAUUGACCCCUGAGGAUGACCUGUCAGACACCCCGGCCCCCAGCCGCCUACAGCCCAGUGACCUCACCCCGCCGGAGGAGACUCCGCCUCCGUCCUCCAGAGAUGGAGAAGAUGAGAAAGAUACAAAGGUCAACAUGAGCGAUACACUGAAGCGAGAGGAAGACGAGGACAAGAAGGCCGCUGAAAAACAACGAGAGUUUCUGCAGGUGCAUGCUGUAGUUCAUGAAGAAGCUGUCAUCGAUGAGGAGAACGUCUCGGAGGCAGCCGACGCAAACGCCCCUCCUUCAUCGUCCUCAUCAUCCUUCGUCAUCCCAGAGUUACGCUUGGAUCGCUCCUUCAGUGCCGACGGCCUCUCCACCCCCGGCACUGACGAAGAGUACGACGAGGAUGAUGAAGACGAGGAGGACGAGGAGGAGGAAGACAGCGACGAUAACUUUCUGGACCGGCGGGACAGCGGGAAGCGGAGGAGCAUGGUGGAGGCAACGUCCUGCGAGAAACAUGCGGGCGGUCUCAGCGUGCAGAAUUCACUGCGCAGACGCACGCACAGCGAGGGAAGUCUGCUGCAGGACCCCCGCACCACCUGCUUCACCUCUGACAACGCCAUCAACUGUAUGGAGGCGUCAGGUACGCUUCUCUCGCCUAAGACCCUGAAGAAAGAGCUGACAAAGAACGGAGGAUCCAUGCACCAGCUGUACAUGCUGUUCUCUGGCCGGAAACUGAGCGGCGCCUCCGAGUGCAGCUGUACUGUCGGUUCUGACGGCACCAAGAAGAAGACGUCCAAAAACCUGGCCAAAGACAUGAAGAACCGGCUGGCAUUCCUCAGGAGGAGGACUGAGUCUCCCGGAAGCAGCCCGUCCGGCAAACUCGACAAAACCAUGAAGUCUGCCAAGCCCACUCCCGAAGAAGCCAUCAAGUGGGGCGAAUCCUUAGACAAGCUUCUGAUGCACAAAUACGGGCUGGCCGCGUUCAGAGCUUUCCUGCGCACCGAGUUCAGCGAGGAGAAUCUGGAAUUCUGGCUGGCCUGCGAGGAUUACAAGAAAGUUAAAUCGCAGUCCAAGAUGGCAUCCAAAGCCAAGAAAAUCUUUGCAGAAUACAUCGCCAUCCAGUCAUGUAAGGAGGUGAAUCUGGAUUCGUACACUCGAGAGCACACUAAAGAGAACCUGCAGAACAUCGAUCGCUCCUGUUUCGAUCUGGCCCAGAGGAGGAUAUACGGCCUGAUGGAGAAAGACUCGUACCCUCGCUUCAUGCGCUCAGAACUCUACGUGGACUUAGUGAACCAAAAGAAGUCCAGCAGCAUGUCGACAUCCUCCUCCUCGUAAGAUGAUGGAGAGAGAGAGACAGUAGAAAGUAGCAUGGGAAAGAUUUCUUCACGUAGCGUCAUGUCCUCAUCACCCGCUCUGUCCAUUGGCGAGUCAAGAGAGGGCGGUGUUUACAAACGCAGCGACCCGACGGGGGUUAUUCUCAUUCGCAUCGCAUUUAUUUCCUCACGUACUGGAGAAAACGACACAAAGACAGUCGGGUACUGUUGUGCAUCAAGCACCGUCGGUACGGCCAGCUUCACGGACGUAUCGCAAACGUCUCAUUUUUGCGGUGUUGGGCGUAUGUACGGUGCGUGAGAAACGUCAUCUCUCUUCAUCCCGGCACAAGACAUGAAUAAACGCUGGAGAGGAACGGACCAAACCCACUGGGUCUGCACAGAGAAAACAUGCUUGGCUGCGUUCUAUAUAGCCAAUAGGCAACUCAUCGUAGCUCCACUUUAAGAUCGGAUGAGACUGUAUUCUCAGGACAUUAUGGCACUAUGAAGCUUGUUUGUUUUUGCUUUCUUUUUCUUUUAUACACAUAAGAUGUUGUUUUUAUGGACUGACGCACUCCAUUGAUUCAUAGGCCACGGGGUCAGUUAGGAUCUGUCUCCAGAUUUGUUGCUAAGACGUGCUUGACUUGUACAAAAAUGUACUUAUUUAUUUAGAAAUCUCACUUGUUGCUUUGUCCAUUGCACUCGGCCUCCGCCCCCCGCCGUGCAGCUCCGCAGUCGUCCUGGUUUAAGUGCAAUAUGUUGAAUUCUUUUUAUUCCUCCGCUUAUCUUACCGAUAAGUUUUACCGGAAAGACGAUGGAUUGAUCUCCACAUUAAUUUUAUUGACUGUAAGAGUUACGGCUGACGUAAGAAUGUGGGUCGAACGUAGACAAACCGUUUCCCUGGCAGCAGGCCGCCGGGUUAAAAGAUGUAUAUAUGAUUCUUAAAAAAAAGCAAGAAUAAAAAAGAUAAAAACACUAGGUUUUGUGUAAAUAUGUGCACCUUGGAGCUAUAUAAGGAUACGCAUCGUUAUAAAACAAAUAUCUGGAUUAGCGGGGUCACCCUUCGCAUCGGAUGCACACUGCUUGUAAGGAGUUUUAUGAGAAGUAUUUGAUCAUUUUCACUGUAUCUCCUAAGAUAGCAAGUGCGACAGAUGAUAGAGAUUUAUAAAGCCAGUGUCAUUGCAACCACAAAUAAAACAUUCGGCUGGUGAAAUGAUA
Molecule: messenger RNA, 2766 nt
Organism: Triplophysa dalaica
Lineage: Eukaryota; Metazoa; Chordata; Actinopteri; Cypriniformes; Nemacheilidae
Gene: rgs3a
Product: regulator of G protein signaling 3a
Exons: 7
Coding region: 212-1573 (453 amino acids)
Biological process (GO): signal transduction
Cellular component (GO): plasma membrane; nucleus
Source: RefSeq, a predicted model, not a curated record